GGAGGAGGAGGAGGAGGAGGGGCGGACUUAAACAGCACAAGAAGAUGGACAAGGGCUAGCAGCUCGAGGAUACUUUGAUUAAACACCAGCUUGGGUGGGCUCGAUGGCUGAGUCAGGACCCCGUGAUGAUUCUCCCUCCCCAGGCAAUUGUAAACACUCUCUCCACUGGACGCUGGCAGAGCUGCUAAGCCGGCAACUGGGUACCAAACAGCUCUGUGUCACAUGAGAGGCCUGGCUGGAGUCACAGUGGCCCGGGAUACUAUUCUUAGCUGCAGGAAUGUACACAGUGGCCUCAUGGCGAGCUCCACAGCGCCUAACUGGAAAGCCUCGUCAUUUCUCUGUGUCAUGCUCCUUUUCUUUCCCUCUUUCAUAUUCUUCUCUCUCUGGAUAAUGUUCUGGUUCUCUUUUGGUUGGAAGUGAUACUUUUUCUGAGCAGACUGGCAAGACAUUUUGGAUAUUAUUGAUUUACUGAGGACAGGAGAAUGGCCCGUAGACCACGAGAAGCUUCCUCUUUCAAAGACUCUGACCUCCCCUCAAACCUACUUGCCCAGCUCAACAUCCUCCGGCAGGAGCGGAUCCUGACAGAUGUCCUGCUCUGCACUGAGCACCAGGAGAUCCCCUGCCACAGGAACGUCCUGGUGUCCAGCAGCCCGUACUUCCGCGCCAUGUUCUGCAGCAACUUCCUUGAGAGCAGCCAGGCAAGAGUGAAUCUGAAGGGAAUUUCUUCAGACAUCCUCAGUGGCAUUGUGGACUAUGUUUACACGGGUUGCAUCACAAUCACCAUGGAGAUUGUGCUCCCUCUCAUGCAGGCAGCGUCAAUGCUCCACUAUGGAGGUCUGUUUGAGGCCUGCUCGAUGUUCCUCCAGGAGCAGCUUAGUCCAGAAAACUGUCUGAGCAUGAUACGACUGUCUGAGAUCCUUCACUGUGAGAGUUUAAGAGACAGGGCAAGAGAGAUGGCUGUGAGGUGUUUCUCUGAUGUAGCUGCUACCGAGGACUUCUGUGAGUUAUCUCUUCCUGAGCUCAUGUGUUACUUAGAGGAUGAUCGACUUUGUGCUGAGGAAGAGCAAGUGUUUGAGACCCUCCUGGCAUGGAUCCACCACGACCCGUUCUCACGACAAGGUGCCAUCCAUGAUCUCUUCAAGAAAGUCCGUCUGCGCUACAUCCAUCCAACUUACCUUUUCCAGUUUAUCGCCAAUGACCCAUUGGUGCAGUCUUCCAGCCUCUGUACUGAGAUAAUUGAGUCAGUGCGGCGCCUCAUGCUCUCUGUCAGCGCCAAGUGUAGCCGUGAACUCAAGCCGCUCUGGACCACACCAAGACGUUACACCUGCCGGGAGACUCUGGUGGUGGUUGGAGGACGCAAAAACAAUGAGCAGACUUCCCGAGAGGCCUUGCUUUAUGACGAAAGGACCCAGCGUUGGCAGUGGUUGGCCAAGCUCCCUCUGCGGCUCUACAAAGCUGCGUACGUGUGUAUUCAUAGCAUCCUGUAUGUGCUCGGAGGGCUCAGCCUCUGCAUGGCAUCAGGCGACAGCUCAGUCAGUGCCACAGUUUAUACACUCUCACUUAAGACCAACCAGUGGAGGACUGCUGAGCCCAUGUUGGAGCCACGAUAUGCCCACCAAAGUGUGUCCUUUCUGCAUUUCAUUUUUGUGUUAGGAGGCAUUGGUGUAGACAAGAAAAUCUCUCGGUCAGUGGAGAGGUAUAACAGUAUGUUUAAUCAGUGGGAGGCCAUGGCACCAAUGCCCACAGCGGCGCUGCAUCCAGCAGUAGCAGCCAGUGACCAGAGGAUCUAUGUUUUCGGAGGAGAGGACGCCAUGCAGAACCCAGUCAGGCUGAUUCAGGUGUAUCACAUCUCUCGCAAUUUGUGGUCCAGACUAGAAACGAGGACAGUGAAAAAUGUUUGUGCUCCUGCUGCCGUCAUAGAGGAUAAGAUCUACAUCAUAGGAGGGUAUACCAGGCGGAUGAUCGCCUACGACACCAAGGCCAACAAAUUUGUCAAGUGUGAGAAUCUGAAGGAGCGAAGAAUGCACCACAGCGCUACGGUGAUCAACAACAAGCUCUACGUCACUGGUGGACGAAUCCUCAAUGGCCAUGAUAUCAUCGAGGACUCAGACUGCUUCGAGUGUUAUGACCCAAAGACAGAUGUGUGGACCUCCAAAGGUUCUUUGCCGUACAAGUUAUUUGACCAUGGUUCUCUGCCGUUAGUCUGUGUUUCCAACAGACCCAACCCACCGUGACCCAUGAUCAAACCACCCGCCAGGGUGAGGGCUUUGCUACAUGUUCUUCACCUCCCCUUUGCCAUGAGUUAUUGGCCUCUAACUACACAAAUGGGGAACCAUUUCAAACUAACUGCAUUCUUUCACGCAGCUCAGUCUCUGACACAACUUAGCGGCACGUUAAGUCAGGCUGACUUUUAUCUGACUCAAAGGAGAGCUCAGCUGACAAGCAGAGGUGUCAUUAUUGAGGCACCUGAGGUAGAACUGAACUGAGAACCCCAGAGAUCACAAGAGGCAGACAUACUUACACAACAAGCAGCUGUUCAGACACAUACGUAAUCCAGAAAGCUCUUUCCAUUGAUGGCUGCACUCUUUUGAUGCAAACUAAAAGUGUUUAUGCUUUAAUUUCCCAGACAUUUCUACACAGCAUAUCACUGUGUGCAGCUGCAGUUUACUUUCCUGUAACAAUUUUAAUUACAUAAGGGAAUUGUGUGUCUGGCUGCAAGCUUCUCUGACAAAAAAGACAGAUCAGACAGUUAAUAAAUAUGCACUUUAUAGAAAUACAUUCCUCCUUGACCCAAAUGCUUCUAUCAGAGCGCUGAUGAGAUCAAUUGUGACAGAACAUGGACGAGCUCCCACGGCAAAGUACAGCAGUUUCUAUCAGCUUCUAUCAUGUUUGCUGAAACACUGCUGAGAAGGGAGAAUUUUACUUAAAUGAAAUGAUUAGAGCCAACAUUAUUCCAGUCAAGUUGGCUUGAUUCACACUAACUUUGUGAAUUAUUCCCAAAACCCCCAACAAAGCAUGUUCUUUAUAACGUUUCAUGGAUGAUUCACUUGCAACAAACAGGAGGCAGAAUAAAAAUACUUAAAUAUAUAUGCAUGAUUGCAUUUCCUAAAGUGGUGGUUUACCUUUAAUUUAUCAAUGUGCUAUUGUUGCUAGUUAAAGAAAAUGGCUUCGCAGGCAGCUACUGAAUGUUGAUGUGAGGAUAUGUGAAGGCAACUGCCCAAUGGUGAUGCAGUGACCUGCUAAGGGCAACCAUGACUGGAAAUGGUUUGGCAGAGUUUCUCAGUUUUUUUAUGACGUUCUGCAUGUACAUACUGUAUGUAGCCAGCAGGUGAAGCAUGUUCUACUGAUCUGAAAUCAAUCGUCUCUUCAUCUGAGGAGAGAAAAACUGUUGUAUCAGUUGUAUACUGUUGACUUUAAAAUAAUCAUAAUCACUUCUGUAUUCACCUUGACCUCUACGGAGCAUACAUACAGUACCAAAGUUUGGACACACCUUCCCAUUGACUUGAAUGAGAAAGUGUAUCCAAACUUUUGACUGGUACUAUACAUUCACUGCUCAACAAGCCUCUGGCCCCGGUAACAAUUGCCAUGGCAACCCCAUUAUCACCCAAUUGGAUUGUCCAUGACAUGCAUCCCUGUAGUGAAUAUAUUUAAGACAGCAUCAGUGAUCGGCUGCAUGAUGCAAAUGUGUUGCAGUUACUUGCACAAUUGAGAGACUUGCUCUUUUUUUGAUGUAUUAUUUGUAUGUGGUGUAUUAUACUCUUUGUACUGUAUGUGGUGAUGCUACAAAUAAAAUACAGUUUCUUA
Messenger RNA from Thunnus maccoyii (southern bluefin tuna), 3804 nucleotides. RefSeq names its product kelch-like family member 38a (gene klhl38a). Bases 483 to 2234 code for a protein of 583 amino acids. Gene Ontology annotation, molecular function: protein binding. The record is from RefSeq and is a predicted model, not a curated record. Lineage: Eukaryota; Metazoa; Chordata; Actinopteri; Scombriformes; Scombridae. The transcript has 4 exons.